This is a messenger RNA of Baudoinia panamericana UAMH 10762, 3503 nucleotides long. RefSeq lists its product as uncharacterized. The coding region runs from base 72 to 3005 and encodes 977 amino acids. The record is from RefSeq and is a predicted model, not a curated record. The transcript has 4 exons. Gene Ontology annotation, biological process: regulation of DNA-templated transcription. Gene Ontology annotation, molecular function: zinc ion binding; DNA-binding transcription factor activity, RNA polymerase II-specific. NCBI's taxonomy places the organism in Eukaryota, Fungi, Ascomycota, Dothideomycetes, Mycosphaerellales, Teratosphaeriaceae.
GUCACCUCUCGAUCGACUCCACCUUGGUGAAAGCCAGCCGCUCGUUUGAACAUCAGCUUCAGCGAGUCAUCAUGGUGUUUUGCACGUACUGUGGGCAGUCUUUUACAAGAGACGAGCAUCUAGAAAGGCAUAUCCUUACGCAUACUAAUGUCAAGCCCUUCAAAUGCUUCACCUGCCAUAUGUCCUUUGCGAGACGUGAUCUCCUGCAGCGACACUAUCUUGUUCAUGGACGAAAUGAGAACCAAGAGCCCAUCCCGGCCGCCAAUGGCAUGAUCCCGAAAUCAGCAGGUCGAACACCAAUUGCGUGCAGCAAUUGCGCGAAGACGAAGACCAAGUGCGACAAGAAGUUUCCAUGCUCACGUUGUGCGGGAAGAAAUCUGCGAUGCACUUUGCGACCGACUCGUCGAUCCUCGAAGAAUGCUGCUCGCAUGGGAGUACCGCCUGAGGGCGCAGUCGCUAUCCCGCCGUACACGGAACAGCUGGGUCCGCAAAAUGGUGGCCAUGCAGCCAACCACAGCCCAUCUCAACAGCCUCCUCCACUGAAACCUGCGAGCCCAAAGACCGGAAUGUCAACGAUCGCGGAAGAGAAGCAGACACCUCCAACAGCGGCACCAAUGGUUGAUGGGCCGCCAGCUUCCAUGAUCGAGCAGCCAACAAGUGGCCCUACGCCGGUCGCUCUCCCUGUGCUGUCUCCGCCUAUGCAGACUCCUGGUGGUAUGGCACCACCGCAACUGUCACGAUUCGAGUCUGGCGACGGCUCUGACGAUGGCUCGAGCCCUCGAUUCAUGCUCGAUUGGAGCCAGAUGCAGAUGCCCAUCGGAUACGAUGGCAUUAUCCAGCCAACCCUGCUAAUGCAGCCCGACAUGCCGUUUGCAGAUUCUAAUGUCAUGACCUUUGUUCCUUCGGGAGACGCGAUGUUGCCAGUCAUGUCAGACCUACAUCACGGUGUCCCGCCUAUGAUCACCCCAAUCGAAACACCCAAGGUCGAGCGUCAGUUCUCGGAAAUGGAACUUAGUGGACCCGCAGCGGCGUUCCAUUCUCAACGCAGACAUAUGUCGAUGGCUUCGGUACCGCCGCUCGUGGAGUCGCAAGGAGACAUCGCACCCAUCAUGGCAGCGCGGGAUGCCUGGACCGUCUUCCGGUGCACGCCAACAAUUCCGUCGACUUCUUGUCCCAAGACUGCUCGCUUGAACCUGGAGAUGCUGGAGCAGACACUGCGCAACCAUGACGGCUGGAGUACUUGGAGCCCGCAGUGGGAUGAAGCCGAUUUCGCAGCCGGCGAGUUGUUGACCGUGAUGCAACUCCACGAGAGCACGCGCGACAAGCUCCUCGCUAUCACGCAAAGCUUCCUGCAUAAAGCUCUUGAGAUCCAUCGUGAAGUUAACCCUCAUCAAUCACCACCGAGCGGUCUGCGUUCGCCAGCGUCGCACAGUGGAUCGAACUUCGUUCUGCUCCCGCCUGCGCGUGUGCUGGAGUACUUUCUGCGCUCGUAUGCGAACUGCUUCGAGAGAUAUUACCCACUCACGUCGCGCGGAAUCCUUGACACGAAUGAGCUCUUGCACUGCUACAACGACCGAGCGGCGAGUCUAUUAGUGUUGAUGAUGAUAGCGCAAGGCGCAAUGAAUAUCCCAUCGAAAGAGUCCAAGCUACUAACGGGCGGCUUGACAGAAGCAUGUCGCAUAUCGCUCUUCGAUCUUAUUGAGCGCAACGUCAUCAUGUCCGGCGAUCCAGUCGUGCUGCACUCGGCCUUGCUGUUUACAGUUCAAGCUGCAUGGAGCGGCGACAAAUGGCAAAUGGACAUUGCCAUGGGCCAGCGAGGCAUGUAUUUCGCCAUGUUGAGACACUCUGGUGCACUGGAGAACCGCCCAAUCGGACCCCUUCCGCCAGAACAACGAUCUAACACCGACCAGUUGUGGAGCGAAUGGAUACAGAACGAAAGCCGAAGCCGGUUGAUCCACUCAUGGAUUAUGGUAGACCAGGACAUGUCGCUCUUCCAUGAUACCGCGCCUUUGUUCUCAGUCACCGAGUUCGCGAGCCCGAUGCCUGACGCUGACCGCCUGUGGCAUGCUAAAAGUGCUGCUGAAUGGUCUUCGAUCUUCGAGCAAGUGCAUGAGUUCUCUGGUGGUUACUCCUCGGUUGGCUCAGGCGCUCGGCCGCUAUCACUGCGUGACCUCUUCCGGCACUUCUUAGAUGAUGAGAUGAUUCCACUCGGCAUUGAGAUGACACCUUUGCAACUCAGGCUACUCCUGCACCCUCUGCAGUCCCUCGUUUGUCAGUGCGGUCAGCUACUCAGCUGCUUCUCUGAUCCGGCAAGCCGAAACAGCAACAACAAGAGCCCUCGCGCGAUGACAGCUGCAUCGACCCGUACUCGGCUUGAGGAAGUACAAACGCUGCUGCAACGGUGGUAUGAUCUCGCAGAGCGGUAUCUCAAGGCCAACCCAAUGUGCCCAAUCAUGCAAACCAACCUGGUGGUCUUCCAUCUUAUUAGCCUGAAUGCCGUUACCAACUUCCCGGAGAUUGAGCGUCUUGCUCGCCGAGAGAACGUUGACGGUACUUACCAGCAGCUUGUCUGGGCCCACAAACGAUGCAUUUCCGACGUGGAGGAGGCCGUCUUCCACUGCGGUCAGGUGUUUAGGCUCGUCCGCUCGAUGCCUCGCGGUAUCCGACCGCCAUGGUGGGCCGGCGCGAUCUAUCGUGCCGGUCUCAUUCUGUGGACCGACAGUCUUCUGCAUCGCGAGUCAAUCACGCCCAACAGUAACGGCAUGUUCCCCGUACCUGGCCCAUCAUUCGCCAUCGACGCACUCCCUGCGGAUCACCCACUCAUCGUGCGAUACCUCACGAAGCGUGAAGGUGUGCCGUGCGUUACCAAGCGAGACGGCUCUCAGAUGGCGAUCGAUCAGGCCUUUCCAAUCCUGCAACAUUGCCUCGAAGUCAUCGAUGAAGGCGUGGUGACACGCUUCUCCGACGGCAUUAGGUCGAAGCUUGAGCGCCUUGCUAGGGGAUGAUCGGUGAAAUCUCCUUCUCCAGAGCAGAGUGUACAGUCUUCACGAAGAAGUCUCUCGCGCUCACGAUCGCAGCCCCCGCACAUCUGACCAAUGACGCUGCUGGUGUAGCAGCCUUCGAUCUGCUCAAACCGAACAAGCUGCGGCCAUCUUCGCUAAUACGACCGGCAUGCCUGGGUGUACCUUCUCUCUUACAUGUCUAUGUCUUGCGUACAUUGGGGUGAUUUCUUAUCUUCUUUGAUACCACGGUUUUUGGGAGGAUUUUGAUCAAAGAGCGAGGAGUUUCGCGGUCUCGGUGGGGUACAGCUCCGGCUGAUAGAGGGUUGCUGCUCAAAGCUCGCAGCUCUUGCAGCUUGGAUAUGAAUUGGACGUCAUCUGGACAGUGUUAUGCGUUUUGAACGGCCGACGACCGACGACAGCGCGUUUGGUAAUGUCUGAAGUAAUGCAGCGAUGCUGCGACAGAGCAAAUGUAUAUGGAUCUACCUUGUAGUGGGAACAGAC